Molecule: messenger RNA, 2636 nt
Organism: Daucus carota subsp. sativus
Lineage: Eukaryota; Viridiplantae; Streptophyta; Magnoliopsida; Apiales; Apiaceae
Product: 26S rRNA (cytosine-C(5))-methyltransferase NOP2B
Exons: 18
Coding region: 137-2023 (628 amino acids)
Biological process (GO): maturation of LSU-rRNA; rRNA base methylation
Cellular component (GO): nucleolus
Molecular function (GO): rRNA (cytosine-C5-)-methyltransferase activity; RNA binding
Source: RefSeq, a predicted model, not a curated record
AAAACAAGAAAUGGGCCGGCCUAACUACACACAUCCAUCAUCUCGCAUAUGUACUCCUACCACGAAUGCUUAGGUCAAGACGUUCUAAUACACACUCAGUCGACGGCGGGAGAAUUUGAAGAACAAGCUAGAUUAUAUGGCUGCUAAGGGGGCAAUGAAAAAGAAAGCUACUAGUAAUAGUAAUAAAACUAAUUCUAGAAAGAAGCAGAAGAAGGAAAUUGAGCUCCCAAACCCUAAAAUUCAGGAGAAAGUUGUUGAUGAUGAUAUUAGUGGUAGCGAUGUCGAUAGCGAUGUCGAUGAUGAUAUGUUAGUUGAGCAGCAUCGUGAUGACAGUGAUGAUUCUGCUUCCGAUGCUUUGUCUGAUGGUGACCAACCUUUUACGGAUGAUUUUCUUCAGGAUGAUAAUGUCGAUGGAGAGAAGAGUUCGGAUUCUGAUUCAGACUCGGAUCACUCUGAUAUCGAGAGAAAAUCUAAAGCUAUCGAUGCUAAGAAGGAAAAAGAAGAGAAAGAAGCAGAAGCUGAACUUGUGGAUAAUAUUAAGGAACAAGCUGAUGAAGUCACAUUACCAACCCCGCAGGAACUUAAAGAAGAGGCGCAGGGACCUCCUGAUCUUCCAAGGCUCCAGCGCAGGAUUAAAGAAGUCGUUCGGGUGCUUUCGAAUUUCAAGACGCUACGUCAAGAAGGGGCAUCAAGGAAGGAUUAUGUUAAGCAGCUUACAAUGGAUUUGGCUUCAUACUAUGGUUACAAUGAUUACCUGAUUGAGGUCUUAGUGGAGAUGUUUCCUGCAGUUGAACUUGUAGAGCUUAUCGAGGCUUUUGAGAAACCUCGGCCUAUGUGUCUUCGAACUAACACUUUAAAGGCACGCAGAAGAGACUUGGCUGGCAUUUUGUUGAACAGGGGUGUAAAUUUAGAUCCCUUAAGCAAGUGGUCAAAAGUUGGCUUAGUUGUUUACGACUCUCAAGUACCCAUUGGUGCCACUCCUGAAUACAUGGCUGGUUUCUAUAUGUUACAAAGCGCUAGCUCUUUUCUACCGGUUAUGGCCCUUGCUCCUCAGGAAAAGGAAAGAAUCGUGGAUAUGGCAGCUGCUCCUGGUGGUAAAACAACGUAUGUUGCUGCACUUAUGAAAAACAGUGGUGUAAUUUUUGCCAAUGAGAUAAAGGAGAAAAGACUCAAGUCACUAACAGCAAAUUUAUCUCGCAUGGGAGUAACAAACACUGUUGUUUGCAACUAUGAUGGGAGGGAGCUACCCAAAGUUUUGGGCCAAAACUCAGCUGACAGGGUAUUGCUGGAUGCUCCUUGCAGCGGUACUGGAGUUAUAUCGAAAGAUGAAUCUGUCAAAACCUCCAAAAGUCUUGAAGAUAUACAGAGUUGUUGUCAUCUGCAGAAGGAGUUGAUCCUUGCAGCAAUAGAUAUGGUUGAUGCGAAUUCAAAAUCAGGGGGCUACAUAGUUUACUCCACUUGCUCCAUAAUGGUUGCUGAGAAUGAAGCUGUAAUAGACUAUGCACUUAAAAAGAGGGAUGUGAAACUUGUCCCGUGUGGACUUGACUUUGGGCGUCCAGGAUUUAUUAAUUACAGGGAGCAGCGAUUCCACCCAUCAUUAGAAAAGACAAGGAGAUUUUAUCCACAUGUUCACAACAUGGAUGGAUUUUUUGUUGCAAAGUUCAAAAAAAUGAGCAAUUCGAAGGCUGCCCCUGCUCCAACUACCGAACAGCCAGAAGGUGGGGAUGAAGUGAUCGAGCCCAUAGAUAGUGUGAUAAAAAAGAAGGCCGAGGACAAAGUAGUGCACCAUAGAAUACAUGAAAGCUCUACAAAAGAAAAGGUUCACCGCGAGAAUGGCAUUGCUCAGCAUGGAAAGGCUGAAAAUACAUUCUCUGGCAAAAAGAGAAAAGAGAGGAAACGCUUUUCUAGAGAGGAGAUAUCAAAAUCAAGAGAAGAGAAAAGAGCUGCUUUGAGGACAGCGGCAAAGGGAAAGCCUUUUUCCAAAGAGAAAAAAUUUGCGAAAGAGGCUCGAACUACCAAGUGACACUUGAGUUUUGAGUAGGUAAAGGAUUAAAGAUAAUCAAAGUUGCAGAUGUGAAUUCUGUCUACAGGGGCCUUGCUAAUCCUCCAUAUUUAGGUUAUUAUAGCAUAAUUUAAUGUAUUAUUUCAGAAAUGUACUGUAUUGAUAUAGAAAGGAAGUUUGUGGGGUUGUAAUAUGUUUGUGAAGAUGGGAAGAGAAGAAUUGUUGCUCCACACUCUGCUGGGUGUUAGUUUGUGGCCAAUGAGAAUGGGAAAUCAUAUGGUUAUUAAACAUAAAUGAGGAUCCGCGUGAGAAUGAGAGUUAUUGAGUUCAGCCAUAAGACGAUAAGAAUGAUGUAUGACAGUCGGGCAUCCGCCGUGAGGUAUCUAGUAUGUAGCAGCUUUAGCUACUCCAGUACUUUGUCAGUGCAAAAUUACUGGAAGAUUUUAUGUUUCAGUUUGAGUCUUGUUUUUUCUCGUGAUUGAACAGUUUUGCUUGUCAGUUCAAUCCUUUGAUACAAAAUGCUCUGUAGUCAGUCAUUGUUCUCAUUUAACUGUAGUAGUUUUAGAAGUUUUUGAUUGUUUACUGUAACAAUCAACACUCAUUUUUAAAUUAUAUACUCCCUCCUUCCAACUAA